This is a messenger RNA of Racocetra persica, 188 nucleotides long. NCBI's taxonomy places the organism in Eukaryota, Fungi, Glomeromycota, Glomeromycetes, Diversisporales, Gigasporaceae. The record is from the annotation of a GenBank genome assembly.
AUGGGGUUUGGAAAAACAACGUUUGAAAAAACGGCGUUUGGAAAAGCAACGUUUGAAGAAACAGCGUUUGGAGAAACAGCGUCUGUGCAUAAGUCCGGUGCAAAAAAACCGGGGUUUGGAAUACUGGCGUUUGGAAGAACAGCGUUUGGAAGAACAGCACUUGAAAAAACAGCAUUUGGAAGAACAGC